UGCUUCCUCUGUCAGAACUCUCUAUUAUUUAGUUCCACAAAUGACAUGCUCUGUUCUUACAUCAUUAUUCAAAGAACACACAUGUAGCAGCAGAAGGAACAAUAGCAUCAAAACAUGAUGUUUAGAAGAUCCUCUUCUCUUCAGCUUUCACCACCACCACCAUCACGUUGUGUUUACUGGUCAUCGGUUAGAUCAGUCCUUCCCAACAGGAGUCAAAGUUGUGUUCUUUAUUUCUUGGAAGUCUGGUCACCAGCUGCAUCAAUAGUUGUGCGUGUCAGGUUCCGCACAACCAUGCAAUUAAUAUACGAGGGGAAACGCCAAUUGAUCUCCACCAGAACGCUCCGCCUCGGCGCACCGAGGACUGGCGGGUCUUGUUGCACCACCGUGGACGCACGUGAGAUGUGCGGUGGUCGCAGCUGCCGGGUACCAACCAUGGGUGGUGCGUGGGAGACGAGGCGUUAAAGGAGGGGAGAAGAAGCAAGUGCUUCGGGAACAGUAAAAAGGUCUGCUUGGGAGGGGAAAAGCGAAGCAGAGUGUGAGAGAGAUAAGAGACAUCAGCUGCUUCGACCCCACAGCUGGGACGAGGAAGAUGACAGUGACUGCUAUAUCAAUGCAUUCUAUAUCAUAAUAUCAUUACGUCGUUUAGCAGUAGUAGUACCACACAGGGAGGCGAGAGGGUGAGGGAGGGGGUGACACAUUCGCAUCUUUUAUGGUCAAUCGCUGCGUGGGUUCACGGAGCGAGAUAGAGCGAGAGAGUACUUUUUAGACUACUCACCUGCCUUGCUUCCCAUUUUUCACAGUCCAACGGAUAGAUACAUCACGUCAGAGGCACGGAGAAUAGACUAGAGAAAGAGAGAGAGAGAGAGAGAGUGUGUGUGUGUCUGUGCGUGUUUGGGGUUCUUGAGGAUCAGGAAGGGUGAAAAGAGGAUUUACGUUGCGGCCAAAAUGGCGGCGAGGGUGGAAGAAUCAAGACGAAGAGGAACUGAACUGUGGAAAUAGCAGUUGCUCUGGAGAGCGAGCGAGAAGGGGAGCAAGGAGGAGGAUGGCGGCACGCGUUAGCGCGAGGCACGUGAUGGUGUGGCUACUGGUGGCGGUGGCGGCGGCGGCGACCUGCUUCUCGUGCGCCGGUGCCGGGAGCGUGCGGCGGGCACCGGCGACGAGGCAGAGGUUGGAGGUGCAGCGGCACCUCAAGAGGCUCAACAAGCAGGCUGUCAAGAGCAUAAAGAGCCCGGAUGGAGAUAUCAUAGACUGUGUGCACAUCUCCCACCAGCCAGCCUUUGAUCACCCUUUCCUCAAGAACCACACUAUCCAGAUGAGGCCAGCUUUCCACCCAGAAGGCCUACUGUUUGAUGAGAGCAAGGUUGCAUCACAGAAGAAGACGCCUUCAAUGGCUCAGCUCUGGCAUCAAAAUGGGAGGUGCCCUGAGGGCACCAUCCCCAUCAGGAGGACAAAGAGGGAUGAUGUGCUGAGGGCCAGCUCUGUCAAAAGGUAUGGUAAGAAGAAGCACAGGAGCAUCCCAAACCCAUUGUCCAUUGAUCCUGACCUUCUCAAUGAGAGUGGCCAUCAGCAUGCAAUUGCUUAUGUAGAGGGGGAUACAUAUUAUGGAGCCAAGGCCACCAUAAAUGUGUGGGAGCCAAGGAUUCAGCAGUCUAAUGAGUUCAGUCUGUCUCAGCUCUGGAUUCUGGGGGGCUCCUUUGGGGAGGACCUCAACAGCAUUGAAGCUGGUUGGCAGGUCAGCCCAGAUCUGUAUGGGGAUAACAACACAAGACUCUUUACUUACUGGACUAGUGACUCCUAUCAAGCAACAGGCUGCUACAACCUACUCUGCUCUGGAUUCAUUCAAAUCAACAGUGAGAUUGCAAUGGGUGCGGCAAUCUAUCCACUCUCUCGAUAUGGUGGUUCCCAAUAUGAUAUCAGUAUACUUGUUUGGAAGGAUCCAAAGGAAGGGCAUUGGUGGAUGCAGUUUGGGAAUGACUAUGUGCUAGGUUACUGGCCUUCUUUCCUUUUCUCUUACUUGGCGGACAGUGCUUCCAUGGUGGAAUGGGGAGGGGAAGUUGUGAACUCAGAACCAGAUGGUGAGCACACCUCGACCGCGAUGGGCAGUGGCCAUUUCCCUGAAGAAGGAUUCGGCAGAUCAAGCUACUUCAGAAACAUACAGAUAGUUGAUGAAUCCAACAAUUUGAAGGCACCUAGAGGAGUUGGCACCUUCACUGAGCAAUCCAACUGCUAUGAUGUGCAGACAGGCAAUAGUAAUCACUGGGGGCACUUCUUCUACUAUGGCGGUCCUGGUAGAAGCUCUAAUUGUCCAUAGAAACUUAAACUCCUCACUUCUUUGUAUACUUUGGCAUCAUAUAAUCAUCCUUUUUAACUGGUAGGGCUCUCUUAAUGAGUGGUUUUAGUUCCCUGUGUCACUUUGACCAUAUAAUCUCUCCAUAGAAGAGCGUGGAGGGAUAAAGCUGAAGCUUCUGUAAGAGAAACAAGCUUGUGGUUGUCUUGUUCCAGCCAUUUUGUGUCUUUGUAACUUUGGAGUCCUUUGUUCUGUUUUAUCAUGACAGUGAAUGAGAUUUUGUGUCUGCUUGGUUAAAGCA
Molecule: messenger RNA, 2588 nt
Organism: Musa acuminata AAA Group (dessert banana)
Lineage: Eukaryota; Viridiplantae; Streptophyta; Magnoliopsida; Zingiberales; Musaceae
Product: protein neprosin
Exons: 7
Coding region: 1043-2311 (422 amino acids)
Source: RefSeq, a predicted model, not a curated record